AUGGCAGAAGUCGGCCGCAAACGCACGCUGGACGGCGACAUCCCUGCCGCACCCCGCAAGAAGCUGAGGCCCUCGGAGCUGCCUCUCUCGCAGACGCAGCGAACAGCCAUUGACAACCUCGCGCACACGUUUCGCAAAAAGGGACAUUAUGACAGCAUUCGCAAGGACCUGUUGGCGCAGUUUGAAGCCAGUCCUGCCAAAGCCGACCUCCUAGCCGCCCUCGAGGAGCUUGUUGACCGCGAGACCGACCGCAACCCGUCCCUGCUGUCCAAAGACCCCAGAGUCGCCGCCACCCUCAUUGAAGGCGCUGGCGAGCGCAGCGACAUCUACGGCAAGAUCACGCAAACGGUAAACUCCCUGCUCGACAAGUUGAUCAUCGAACAAGGCCUGCCCAAGAUGCGCGAGCACCGUGUACAGGAAGUCGGCGCUGAAGCCGCAGCCGACGAGGAACGGCGCGGCAGCAAGACAGAAGAUCAAUGGGCGCAGGAGGCGGAGGACCGGCGAAAAGAAAGGGAAGCUGUGCUGGAGCAGGAGCGCGAGAGGGAGCGCGAGCGCGAGCGUGCAGAGAAGGCAAAGCGGGAGGAGCGCAAACGUCGCCAAAAGGAAGAAGACGAGGCUCGCGAAAAGGCACGUCGGGAAGAGAAAGAGCGAAGGCGCAAGGAGCGUGAAGAGCAGCAAAAGGAAGACGAAGAGCGUCGACGAAAGAAGAGGGAGCGCAUCGAGAAGGAGGAGGAAGAAGAGCGCGCAAGGAUCAAGAAGGAGAGGGAGGAGCACGAGGCCAACCGAGAAGCUCGUCUCAAAAAGAUCCGCGAAGAAGACCGCGAGCGAGAGAAGCGCCUUGAGGCUGAGCUGAGCCAGAGUCGUCCUGGGCGCAGUCGUGGAACUCGCGCACGUAGCAGGAGCCGCGAUCGAGACCGCGAUCGAGGCCGAGACAGAGACCGUGAACGGGACCGCGACCGUGACCGAGAUAGGCGCAGAAGCAGGAGUCGCACCGUGUCACAAGAUCGCACCGGGUCGAUCAGACCCGAGGACAUCAAAGUGGACGACGAUCUGGCAUUGCAACUACUACUACAAGAGAGUGAGGAGAUGAAAAAGUCAAGACAACGGCCUGCACUUGAUCGGUCUGAGUCGCUCGAGCCACCUCUGAAGAAAGCGCACCCUCCACGGGCACUUGUGCCACGGGAUCCAGUGGCUGCGAGACUCACAAAAUUUGACAGCAAGCCGCAUUCCCCAGUCACCAAAUCGCCAAGCAAGGAGCCCCCAACGCCUACGACACCUGCGCUUGUCAAUAAAGGCGAAGACACCCCUAUGGAAGAUGCACCACCAAUUGGUAACUCGGCAAAGUCAGGAUGGGACCGGCCACCGCCUCUGAAGACCGACAAGUCUCGCGGCCACUCGCGUUCACACAGCGUAGUGCAGAGUGCCAAUGCCAGGAAGCGCAGCAGGAGCCGGUCAAGGUCACGCGGUAGCCGUUAUGACAGGCGAGCCUCUAUCGUUGAAGAUGACCGCCGAUCUCGCCGGGACGACGACAAACGCUCUCACAAGUCCCGGAAUGAUAGCAGACGGCGGGGCCACGAUGAGCGUGAUGACAGGCGCCGUAGCCGAUCUCGAGACACCCACAUCAGCCGCCGCAGAUCUCGAGUUUCACAUAGCCCAGAGCCGCGACAGGAUCGUGACCGUAAAACCUCUCGUUCACGAUCUCGAGGCACGCAUCGAAUUCGCGAACGCUCCCCAGCUCGAAGUCGCCGCCAUCACUCACGCUCGAGGAGCCCCGAGAACAUCGAUAGAUACGUGCCUCGGGGCGGCGAAAAGCGCGACGACAGCCGAGACCGCAAGCGCCCAGACAGCCGUGAACGAAAACGAGAUGACAGCCGAAACCGAAAGCGAGGUGACAGUCGCGAACGCAAGCGUGAUUCUAGUCGACCUCGCCGCCGCGAUGACAGCCGAGACCGUCCACGCAGUUACAGGUCUCGUGAGUAUGAUCGCUGGGAUGCCAGAGACGGGUCUGCCAGGGAUAAUAGGGAGAGUAGGGGCGCUAGAGAUGCUGGCGAGCGUAGCAGUCGUUUUCAGGACUCCGACCGUUACAUACCUGGCAGUACUGGUGACGACGACAAAGAUGCAGACCGUGAUGACAAGCGGGAUCGCAAGGAGAAGGGGAAGGAGAAGAGCAGGAGUAGGAGCAGGAGCAGGAGCAGGAGCAGGAGCAGAAAUAGGGACCGAGACCGAGACCGGGAUAGAGAUACCCGAAGGCGUCGCAGUCGAUCAAGAAGCCGAGAUCGGGGAAGUAGAAGACGCCGUUAG
Messenger RNA from Ascochyta rabiei, 2301 nucleotides. RefSeq lists its product as uncharacterized. NCBI's taxonomy places the organism in Eukaryota, Fungi, Ascomycota, Dothideomycetes, Pleosporales, Didymellaceae. Bases 1 to 2301 code for a protein of 766 amino acids. The transcript is spliced from 2 exons. The record is from RefSeq and is a predicted model, not a curated record.